AUGACCGACACAUGCCGCUUAAUCGCGGCUGAGGCCAUUGAUGCCAUUACACUGCACUGGACCCCCAACCACAUUCAUGUGUGGAACUCUGCGUGGUACCUUUUCCAGGCCUGUAUGGUACCACUUCUUUCGAUCGCCAUGGAGACGGCAUGGAGGCCGGGCUUGUUCCCCGAAAAGAUGGACCGAUGGUCUGCAAGCCUGACAAAGGCUUUGGACAUAUUCAACGACAUGAAGCCGUGGAUGAGGGGAUCGGAUCGAGCAGCCCACAUGGUGGCUACCCUCUUUCAGGCUGUCACGGUGACGGUCGAGAAUCAAGUUCACCCAUCAACCAGUCCGGAAGGGGCCUGGGAGUUACCAGGCUGGUGCGAUGAGCAACUUGCGGAUAUAGACUGGAACAUGUUUCUGAUGCCCGACUCGGUGUCACACCAGCUUAUUUACGGCCAGAAUGUUCGAGGAGGAAAGUCCGGUGCGACAAGACUGUCCCUUGCGGACGAUGCGCACGAAGACGAGCUCCAGUUCUUGGCCAGUCUGAAGCAAGGUCUCACAGAUGCGAGCGACCUCGAAGUGAUGGGACAACAGGUUCAGCGGCGUAUUGACAAGCUUGAGAGUGGCCUCCCGAUGGCAUCUGCUGGCUUGAUCAUUGCCACAACGCAAUACGACGCUGUCCCAUUACCAGGCGAAGCCAUCGCGAGUGGAAUUUUCGAUGACAGCCUCAUUGAACUUCAAUUUAGGAAGCUGACCGACAUUUUAUACGAAGAAGACUUCCUUCAACACCCAUCAAUGUUCUCUGUUCAGGCAAUCACACUUAUAACUAGACUUGGGCAUAAUCUGGGCCUGAGCCAGGUUACCGGCAACUUGCUCGGCGCCGCUCAUGGCAUUGCCAGGUGUCUCGGUCUACACCGUGUCCAACCACUCCCGGUACCUACGCUGAUACAAUCCGACCCUGAUAUCGCCAUAGGGCAGGCUCGGUCAGACUGGCUCGAGCAGACAGAGAUCGAAGUUGGCAAGCGUACUUGGUGGCAACUCGUGAUUCAGGAUUAUUUCUCCAUCCCGUUCACAGAGACCUACGCUAUUCACCCCUCACAAUUCACUACGCCAAUACCAAGGAAUUCGGGCGAACGUUUGCGUAAGCGAGCAUGCGACGUCCUCGCCGCGAAGUGCGCUACGCUGAUCGAGGUUCUCCUCUCCGUCGAGGAGGAGCUUGUCAUCAAGGUCAUGCGUAUGCGUGAUGGAACGAUAGAGGAGAAGCAGCGUGAAGCUAUCGACGAACUCAUCGCAAGUCAGGACAUCUUGGCCAAAUUCCUUGACUUGGAUCCGGUCUCCGGAAUGAGACCUAUGCUCUGGGAAAGCCCAGCAGCAUCCGAGACAUGGGACCCUGCUGUUUUGUAUGACGUGGAACAGUUUGAAGAUUUCGACGUUUGGUAUAAUGAGGUGUUCUCAGGCGUUGCUUAUUGA
Verticillium nonalfalfae is the source of this 1455-nucleotide messenger RNA. RefSeq lists its product as uncharacterized. The coding region runs from base 1 to 1455 and encodes 484 amino acids. The transcript is spliced from 6 exons. The record is from RefSeq and is a predicted model, not a curated record. Lineage: Eukaryota; Fungi; Ascomycota; Sordariomycetes; Glomerellales; Plectosphaerellaceae.